AUGAACCACACGUGGAUCUCUAUUCUGUUCGCGUUCGUCGCGAUAUACGGGGUGAAAUCCUCCUCGAACACGUCGGAGAUUCCCGUGCAGGAUCUUCUCGGGGAUCAACGAACAAGGACAUUGGUGGAUGUUGACCGGAUCCCGGACAGAAAUUGGACCACGCUGACGGAGACGCUGGACAUCUUCAACGUGCGUUAUCUUGCCAACAAUUGGACCGAUGGGUGGCAUCCCGUGGAGGAGCAAUGCGGCAAAGACAUCACGCGAUACAUCCAGGGACUGAAGAGACACGAGGGAUGGGCCCUGAAAGCGGAUGACUCGUCGGGCCGAUACACGAACAGUUUCUUUUGGGGGAAUUCGUACUACGUUGGAUCCUCGACCGAGUGUAUUUAUAUUAACGAGGAUUAUGGACGAAAGAUCAAGCAAACGGUUAAGGAAACAGGGACGGAGGAGGUGGAGGAAUUCAAUACGGAACCGCGGAGAAAGAACGCCGGUCCCAGCGCGAACAACCUUUGGACCGAGUCGGCUAUGAUCAAACCGCCGUACAAACUUGGAUUUUAUAUGAUGACGAUAUCGUUGAACGCUACCUUGUCGCCGGUGACAAGGACAAUUUAUAUGGGAGUGUGUUUACCCUUCUCGUGCUCCGCCUCUGAUGUCUCUGUAAUAGCGAGGCUUGCGGCGAGCGAUUUCGCAGGGAGACACUCGUCCAUUGAAAAGAUACGCGACCAACACGAUAUGUACGACAUGUACGAAGAUCCCAUGUUCUGGAUGUUAUUUGGCGCCACCGCUGCGGUAUUCUUUCUGAUGGCGCUCGGUUCCGGAUACGACAUCUACGUGACACGGAAAUAUACUCGAAGGAACAUGAUUUACGAUUUAGAGAGGCACGCGAAGCUCGAGCAACUGACCGGCAGAAGUCAGAAAUCGUUAAGUGCUUUUCAAGGUAAGGUCUACCUUCCUGUUCCAGCGGCUGAAGCUAUAAUCGGCGGGUCACAGACGUUGGCGAUCAACAACAAUAAUGAUCACGAAGGUAGCCUACGAUCCACCACACCGGAGGUGCAUAAAUUCAGCGUGAUCGAGGAAUUGCUGCUAUCUUUCUCGGUUCCGGGGAACGUGAAAAUCAUCUGCGACGGCAAAGUCGGCGGAGACACGAUCAGCACCAUCCACGGUCUCAGGGUGAUAUCGAUGGCCUGGGUGAUACUCGGGCAUACGUGCAUCACCGCGUUCAAAUAUUCCGACAACAUGGAGUAUCGUAAAGUCGUAGAGAGGAAGUUCCUCUUUCAAACGAUCUCGAACGGAGCGUUCAGUGUGGACACGUUCUUCUUCAUGGGCGGAUUGCUCGUCAGCUUCCUGUUCUUCCGUACGAACGCGAAGGGAGAGCUGAAGACGCUGACACAGGGUACAAGGGGUUUCGUUUCAGGAAGUCUGAAAUUCAUCGGUCUGCUCAUCUACCGAUUUUGUAGACUCACCGCCCCGUACAUGUUCGUACUAGGCGUAGUUCAGGUCGCGAUGAAAUGGUUCCAUUCGAACUCUGUGUUCGAGCCACCGACCGCAGACCAUUAUAACUGCCAAAAUUAUUGGUGGAGGAACUUACUUUAUAUCAAUACAUUGUUCCCGGUCGACCAAAUGUGCAUGAUAUGGAGCUGGUACGUCGCGGACGACACUCAAUUUUAUGUCAUCGGCGCUGUGAUAUUGGUCUUAGCGACGAACCACUUCAAAAUCGCAACGUUCUUGCUGAGCGCGUUGUUGCUCAGCUCCUGGAUGACAACGGGUUACAUCGCUCUAGUGAAUAAUCACAUGCCGAGCUCCGAUGACCCGUUAGCGCUUUUCGAUAAAAUCUACGACAAACCAUGGACCAGAUUGGGACCGUAUCUAAUAGGCAUGGCGAUGGGCUAUUUCCUCUUCAAGACUGAUUGCAAAAUAAAAAUGACCAAGACGACAGUCUGCGUCGGCUGGCUUUUCUCUUCGGCCUGUCUACUGAGUUUGUUGUACGGGUUGUACGAAGCAGAGCUGAGCCCCCUGAUGGCGGCCGCUUAUUCGUCUUUGAGUCACAGUGUCUGGGCACUUGGUUUAUCGUGGAUCGUGCUUGCAUGUAGCACGGGCUACGGAGGAUAUGUCAAUAGCAUUCUGUCAGCACCGAUACUGUAUCCGGUCAGUAGAAUAACAUACUGCGCCUACUUGAUACAUCCGCUCGUGAUUCGGCUAACAGCUUUGAACCUCGAUUCGCCGUUUCACUUAGGGAAAUAUACUAUGGUGAUCACAUUCCUUGGGCAACUGGUGCUAUCCUAUUUAUUAUCCUUCAUCAUAUCGUUAUCGUUCGAAGCUCCUAUAGUGAGUAUGCUGAAGAUACUUUCACCGAAAAAACGGAAACGCAUACAAUGA
Messenger RNA from Dufourea novaeangliae, 2376 nucleotides. Its product is annotated as nose resistant to fluoxetine protein 6-like. NCBI's taxonomy places the organism in Eukaryota, Metazoa, Arthropoda, Insecta, Hymenoptera, Halictidae. Gene Ontology annotation, molecular function: acyltransferase activity, transferring groups other than amino-acyl groups. Bases 1 to 2376 code for a protein of 791 amino acids. The transcript has 10 exons. The record is from RefSeq and is a predicted model, not a curated record.